CACAGAACGGGAGGUUGAACGCCAGCAUAAAUAUAUAAAUAAACCCAAAGCGUCGCUUUUCUCUCCCCCCGCUUCUUACCCCCCCCAACUUCGCGCCUGCGCGGCGGGUAGCCGCCGCCACGCGCAUGCUCCCCAGGCGUCGGGGAGGGCGCUGUGCGCCUGCGCGACGAGCGCUGUGGCGGCGACUCCGGCGGCGGCGGGGCCCUGUGUGUGAGGCGACGGCGCCCGUCAGAGCCCGCCCGCCUUUCCCCUCAGGCGCAGCGGCGGAGGCGGCAGCGACGGAGACGGAGGACGCGCGGGUCCCGCCCCCUGUCAUGGCAGCCGUUCCCUCAGCCUACCUGGGGCCGCUCCGAGGACCGGCGGCGGCUGCGAGGCCCGUCGGUUAGGCCGGAGGGGGAAGGAGAGGGAGAGGAAGGAAGAGAAGGAUCUCCCUCGCCGCGGACCCGAGGAAGAAAAGACGAAGAGGAGGAGGAAGAGGAGGCCCGGGGGGAAGGGCGCCCCUGCCCGCGCCAGGCCUGUCAGUGACCCGGAGGAGGAGGGGCGGCGGCGGCGCUCCCCCCCUUUACUCUCCGCUUCCCGCCCUCCCGGGCCGCCGCCGGCCCAGCUCGGCCGUUGUUGGAUGUGGGAGAGGAUGGAGGCCAAGACGGUGGUCUACGACCUGGACACGUCGGGGGGGCUGAUGGAGCAAAUCCAGGCGCUGCUGGCGCCUCCCCGGAGCGACGACGGCGGAGGCAGCGAGAAGCGGAGCCGCCGGCCGGACCGAGGCGGGGGAGACCAUCACCACCACCACCACCACGCUCCGGCCCAUCACCACCACCAGCAGCAUCAGCACCACCACCACCAUCCUCAGUCGGCCCAGCAGCAGCAGCAGCACCACCCGCACGGCGCCCAGCAGCACCAACACCACCCGCCGCACCACCCGCACCACUCGGCGGCGGCGGCCCAGCACCAGCGGCGAAGCGGCCGCGCCACCAACCACGACAGCUGCGACAGCUGCAAGGAAGGCGGCGACCUGCUCUGCUGCGACCACUGCCCCGCCGCCUUCCAUCUCCAGUGCUGUAAUCCUCCAUUGAGCGAGGAGAUGCUGCCUCCAGGGGAGUGGAUGUGCCACCGCUGUACUGUGCGCCGAAAGAAGAGAGAGCAGAAGAAGGAGCUGGGACACGUGAACGGCUUGGUGGACAAGUCUGGGAAAAGGACCACGUCCCCCACCAGCGACACAGACUUCUUGGACCGGGCAAGUGGCGGCGUCCUCCGGACUCUUUCCCACACUCGGCUCUUGGAGCGGAGAGCGAGCCGGCCCGGCACACCUACGUCCAACGCCAGCACCGAAACCCCCAACUCGGAGCAGAACGACGUGGACGAGGACAUCAUCGACGUGGACGAUGACUCGGCCCCCGCAGCGGAGGCAGACGGCGGGCAGCCCCACCUGAAGCGGCCCUUUGAGCUGCUCAUUGCUGCAGCCAUGGAAAGGAACCCGACCCAGUUCCAGCUGCCCAACGAGCUGACCUGCACCACUGCACUCCCAGGUACAAGUAAGAGGCGGAGGAAGGAGGAAACAACUGGGAAGAAUGUCAAGAAAGCCCAGCACGAGCUGGACCACAAUGGGCUGGUCCCCCUGCCGGUGAAAGUCUGCUUCGCGUGCAGCAGGAGUUGCCGUGUAGCCCCUCUCAUCCAGUGUGAUUACUGCCCGCUCCUCUUCCACAUGGAUUGCCUGGAGCCGCCUCUCACAGCAAUGCCCCUGGGCAGGUGGAUGUGUCCAAAUCACAUCGAGCACGUGGUGCUGAACCAGAAGAACAUGACCCUGAGCAACCGGUGCCGAGUGUUUGACCGCUUCCAGGACACCAUCUCGCAGCACGUGGUUAAGGUGGACUUUCUGAACCGAAUCCACAAGAAACACCCGCCCAACCGCCGUGUGGUGCAGUCUAUGAAAAGAAAGGGGCUCAAGGUUCCUGAUGCCAUCAAGUCCCAGUAUUGGGCCCCACCCGCACUGCUGGUGCCUGCAGCAAUCAGAGACGGGGAGCUCAUCUGCAACGGGGUCCCCGAGGAGCCCUCGCACAAGCACCUUUGCAACUCGGAGCACUUAGCCACCCAGUCAGAGCAGCAAGAGUGGUUGUGCAGCGUCGUCGCCUUGCAGUGCAGCAUCUUGAAACACUUAUCUGCUAAGCAGAUGCCUUCGCUUUGGGACUCUGAGCAGGCAGAAAAGGCAGACGUCAAGCCAGCAAUCGUGACCGACGGCUCCCUCGCCGGUCCUUACCAGGCCGCCGACAAGGCGAGCGUCCCUUCCAUCUACUCUGCGCCCUGCCCCCCCGGGAUCGCCACCCAGAACUCCUUGGGGUCCCCGCAGGAGGAUGCCCACUACCCCUCGUGUACGGACAGGCCCAAGAAAGCGUCCCCUUGUGGGACGUCCAACGGUCCCAACGCCACUGCGGAGGUGAAAAUUAACGGCCCGCACUUGUACAGCGAUGUCUCCGCACGCUUGACUGACUCUCCAAGGCUAAGUGGGCAGGGUGGUACUAUGCCGGUGUUGUCUCAGCGGCAGCAGCCCUGGCCUAGGCCCACCACUCCCCCGGUAGCGUGUGGGCUCCUCAAUCACACAGUCGGUGCGGUUGUCAAAACAGAGAACGCGGCAGGGCCCAUUUCGUGCACACGCAGGGGCUCCGUGCCGAUUGCAGGCAUGCCAGCUUCCAUCCCGAGCUCUUGCGCCAGCCUGGAAGCGGCUAGCACUCUGCAGAGGAAGAACGCGCAGACGCAGAUUGGGGACCUGGGGGCCGUGGAUUCUCCUCUGACUGCCACUCGGGCGCUCACUCCUCCCCAGGCGGCUGUGGGCGAUGGGGUCUCGGCCGUCGGAGCCGCUCAUGGCUUCUGCUCACCAGCCCCGCCUCCAGAUGGUAAGGUCAGCCCGAGCACCUUGUCCAUCGGAAGCGCUUUAACAGCCCCCUCGUUGCUCCCUUCCAACUCCUCCGCCACGCUGGACCUCGCCAGUUCUCUGAAGGCACUAAUGGACGGCAGCGGAGCAGAGAUUGAGAUCAACAUGCUGGAUGAGAAGCUGGUCAAGUUCCUGGCCCUGCAGAGAAUACAUCAGCUCUUUGCUUCCAAAGUCCAGCCUUUUGCGGGCAGCGUUGGUUCCCACCAGCCCAUCCCUGUGGGCAAUCAUGCUGAAGGGCAGAGGAAGGAGGUGCAAGCCCGGGCCGUCUUCUACCCUCUGCUGGGGAUGGGCAGUGCUGUGAACAUGUGCUACAGGACCCUCUACAUUGGGACAGGGGCCGACAUGGAUGUGUGCCUUACAAACUACGGUCGCUGCAACUAUGUGUCAGGCAAACAUGCCUGCAUCUUCUACGAUGAGAACACCAAGCAUUACGAGCUGCUCAACUACAGCGAGCAUGGCACGACGGUGGACAACGUCUUGUAUUCGUGUGACUUCUCUGAGAAGACGGCCCUCAUUCCUCCCAGCAGCAUGGUUGCCAAAGUACAGAGCGUGAUCAAGCGCCACAAGAGCCGAAAGCAGCAGCAGGAGGAAGAGCCGCUGCCGCCACCGCCGCCGCCACCAAGCGAAGAAGCCGCCGCGGUGAUGAGGGCCCAGGCACAAGGCCAAGCCCCAAAGCCGUGCAAUUGCAAAGCCAGCAGUUCCAGCUUGAUUGGGGGCAGCGGGGCCGGCUGGGAGGGGACAGCUUUGCUGCACCACGGCAGCUACAUCAAACUCGGCUGCCUGCAGUUCGUCUUCAGCAUUACGGAGUUUGCGACCAAACAGCCCAAGGGGAAUGUUUCUGCCUUAGUACAAGACGCGGACUUGGAAGAGAAGGUGUCCCCCAAGGCCCACCAGGUUCCUGUGCUGCGCUCCAAUUCGGUACCCUAGGAGGCGAGGGAGGGUGUGUGUGGAAAAAGCCUCCCUCCAGAGAUCAAGACACACACACACACGUUUGACGUACACAAACCAUGUCUGUCUGGAUUUUAUCCCCCCCCCCAAGCGUGGGCCACAGACUGUUGAUACCCUUUGCAUGAAAUGAAGAACUUUAAUUUUUUUAUUGUUAUUAUUGUUUGCUCAAGUUUUUAGGAGCAUUUGCACAUAUAUUUGUACUAUACAUUUCAUUUAAAAAGAGAAAAGGAAACUGCCGCGUGUGGAGGCCGUGCUGGGCGGCGCCAGUGAGAGGGGCCGGGGGUGUCGAUGUAGCCUAGGCAAGCGCUCGCUCCCCAUUGCAGUUGUAAAAUAAUCAAAAACUUGCUCUAUUUUGUGCCAGUGACAAUAGUUUUUAUAUUAAAAAAAGAGAGAAAUACAGUUUUCAUACAGCAAAAUCUAUACAAUUAUCAUUGUUUUAUUUAAUGUAAAGAUGCCCUACCCUCCUCCUGCCAGGUUUUAUUUUCUGCCCUGCACCCCCAACCUCCUGUGCCCCCCUUCUCCCCCUCCCUGCUGCAGUUGCACUCCUGUGUAUUGUGGGCAGGGAGGACCGAGUUCUGGCGUCCAUCCUGUUUUUCAGAUAAUGAGAAGUAUUUGGGGUUCUGUGUAAAUACAUCAACUGACAGCAUUUUUUUCCCGUGUUUUUUAAGCUGUGUACAGUGCUACAUGUGGUAUGGCGUUUCCUCCGGUUGUCUUUACUGUAGCAAGCGUUUCUUUGUCGUAACCCUGCUUUUCCUCCUUUUGUUCCGGCACCUAACCCCUCCCUCCCCCCCCCCAGCCUAUUCCUGCAGCAGCUAAGUUCUGGUGUACAGAAGUGAUUGCAAUGUUUUAGGCUUUACAGAAACUCCCCUCCCCCUGUAUUCUGUAUAUAAAACAAACAAAAUAUGGCAUUCGUUGGUGUCUGCCUGUCUCUCAAGACUCUGGAAACUCCCUGCCUUGCAGAAAAAGUGUUCCGUCAGCUUGGGGGUCCUUGGAGGCGGAUGCCCCCCUCCGAGGUCGCCAGGCGGCCCUCCUUUGCGCCUGCAUUCAGACAGAAGCCAACCGCUUCUCCUUCACCAUGUGAAGAUUUGGCCAGAAAUGGCCUCUGGGGACUGCCCCCCCCUUCUGGGUUGUGCACAGGGUGCCACCUUAGGCUGCCCCCUCCUUCCUUCCUUCCUCUCCCCGCCCCCUCCACACAACAGGGUAUACUUGUAGGGCCUUGUGGAGAAGGAACAGCAACUCUGCUCCUAGAGGCCACCUGGGGCUGGGGGGAGACCAUUCCCUCCCAUUGGCCUCAACUCACGCCAUCCUGGAGGUGAGAUCUGCUGAGUUCUUGAUGUUUUUAAUGCUCUUGUUUUUGAUCUGGAAAUUCUUAACUUUUUUUUUGUACAAAAGCUGAAAGAUUUCAUGACUGUUCCAAUGGCAUUAAGUCUGUAUUAAUAAACUCACAUACUACUAUUUAAAAAGCA
This is a messenger RNA of Rhineura floridana, 5340 nucleotides long. RefSeq names its product PHD finger protein 12 (gene PHF12). The record is from RefSeq and is a predicted model, not a curated record. The transcript is spliced from 15 exons. Gene Ontology annotation, cellular component: nucleus; Sin3-type complex. The coding region runs from base 620 to 3853 and encodes 1077 amino acids. Gene Ontology annotation, biological process: negative regulation of transcription by RNA polymerase II. NCBI's taxonomy places the organism in Eukaryota, Metazoa, Chordata, Lepidosauria, Squamata, Rhineuridae. Gene Ontology annotation, molecular function: protein binding; transcription corepressor activity.